Pseudomassariella vexata is the source of this 616-nucleotide messenger RNA. RefSeq lists its product as uncharacterized. The coding region runs from base 127 to 507 and encodes 126 amino acids. The transcript has 3 exons. The record is from RefSeq and is a predicted model, not a curated record. Lineage: Eukaryota; Fungi; Ascomycota; Sordariomycetes; Amphisphaeriales; Pseudomassariaceae.
CUUUACAUUCAAAAUAUAUAUCGCCAAGCAUCACCAGCCACACGAGAACGGUAUCCAAGGAAUCGCAUCUGAACGGUCGAAAGCAGCGCAAUUGGGUUAGAGACAACCACAAUUGGAUUUCCAACAAUGUUUCCCACACUUAUGCGAACGGCUGGCGCGAGCCCAAUUCCUCCCCAAUUACGAAAGCCAAUGACCGGCGUCUACAACAGUCGUUUCAAGCCGAAGAAGAUCUGGCCGCCCGAUUUCUCAAAGCUCACCCAGAAGGAACAAUUCCGCUUCGAGAGGAAGUACAAGAGACGGGUGAAGCUCGCAACGGCACGACCAAGAUGGGAUAAAUAUGUCAAGAUGGCACAGUUGUUCUCUAUCACAAGUGUCGUUAUUUAUACUAUUCUGUUCAUGGACUGGAAUACAGAUCCCCAACCCUUCCAAGCAGUGAGGAGCAGGUUCUGGAGCGCGGUGGAAGCCUUCUCCCCUACAAAGAGAUACGAGCGACGGAAAUCAGAAUGAACCACGACACACCUUGUAUAUCACAAAACGCUGUAUCGCAUCAUGUGGAGUUUGGGCUUGGACAAGAAUACCCGUUUGAUAUAAUGUAUAAGCACCUAAUGGUUGAACA